CUCACCUCACUCCAUCAAGAGACGAUGGAACAACAAAACAACAGACCACAUAGACCAGCCAAAGCAGAAAAGAAGAAACCCGAGAAAGGUCAUAAUCCAAAAGCCUUUGCACCUCAAUCUGGAAGGAAGGCAGAAAAACAAGCUCGUAGGAACGUAGAACGUGAUCAAACUAGAUUACAUGUACCUUUACCUGAUCGAACUUUUGGAUUAAGACCUAAUACCGGCACAAGUGUUCAAGAUAGCAAAAAUGCGCUUGUGAAGGAUGAUCCACCACCUCCUGUAAUUGUAGCAGUAAUGGGUCCGCCUGGUGUUGGAAAGACGACUUUGAUUCGAUCUCUUGUAAGAAGAUAUACAAAAACUACUCUUCCAGAAAUCAAAGGACCUGUAACAGUAGUGGCCGGUAAAAAUAGACGACUCACUUUUAUCGAAUGUCCUAACGAUUUGGGUGCUAUGGUAGAUCUUGCUAAAGUAGCUGAUUUAGUACUCCUUGUGAUUGAUGGAAGUUUUGGAUUUGAAAUGGAAACUUUCGAGGCUUUAUCGGCUUUGUCAUCGCAUGGUCUCCCUAAGCUUAUGGCUGUUCUUACUCACUUGGACCUUAUCAAAGGUACAGCAGCUUUAAAAGAUCAAAAGAAACGUCUCAAGCAUCGGUUUUGGACUGAAGUUUAUGAUGGGGCUAAGAUGUUCUAUUUAAGUGGGGUUCAGAAUGGUAGAUAUCCUGAUCGCGAAAUCGUUAACUUUACUAGAUUUAUAAGUGUAGUCAAAUUCCGACCUUUGAUUUUCCGUAACAGUCAUCCUUAUAUUCUUGGUGAUCGGUUUGAAGAUCUUACUCCUAGAGAACAAGUUAGGAUUACCCCUUCCUGCGAUCGUACUAUUGCUGUAUGGGGCUAUCUACGUGGAAUUCCAAUGCGACCCCCCUCCGAUGUGGUGACACCUAAAGUACACGUACCCGGUUCUGGCGUCGAUUACUUUUUUAUCUCCAAGAUGUCGGCUAUCAAUGAUCCUUGUCCUUUACCAACUCUCGAAAGUGAAAAGAGGCGAAAGAUUGCAGAAAAGCAUAAAUUAGUACAUGCUCCUAUGAGUGGUGGUGCAGGUGGUGCAGUAGUCUUUGAUGGUGAUACAGUUUGGGUGAAUACAAGUGGACAUUUUUCUAGACCAAAGGAAGAAAGAUCAGAUGAUGAAGAUGGAGUAGAAUCUGAUCUUGAUAGUGAUGCUAUCGAAGAAGGAGUGAAGAUGGUCACGGAUCUUCAAGUAUCUAAAAAAACUCUUGGAGAUAGCGUCCACUCUACUCAAAUCCGUUUAUUAGGUAAAUCAGAAAAACCUUUGCGCGUUUCGAAGGACUCGAAGGACUCUGGCGUCUCUUCCGAGGGUAGUGAUGAUGAAUAUGAUGAAGAUAGCGAUGAUGAUGCCAGUGAUGAUGUUGAUGCUAGCGAUGAUGAAAGCCUGGGAUCUGAAGACGAACCGAUACCUGACGAUGACCCGCAAGCAACAGGAUCUUCUUCACGAGCUGAUAAUCGACUACGUCGCCUGGGAAACACGGGAGAGGCUGCAUUUGCAGAAAGUGAUUCAGAUUUAGGGCUAGAUUUCAACCAGGAAGAACAUAUGGAGAAUGGCUCAAGCGAUGACAAAGAUGAUGAUGAUGAUGAUGAUGGUCGCUUUGAGCAUCUUGAUUCUGAAGAAGAUGAUGGUAUGAGCGCUACAGGACCAAGGUGGAAAGACAAUCUAGCCGAAACUGCUGCUCGUCUGGCAUCAAGCCGUCGAUCACGACCCAACCCUAUGCGUUUAAUUUAUGACCUAGCGAUGGAUCCUGGUGAGCAUCCUAUGAUCGACGAUGAAGAUAAAAAUAACAAACGUUUUGCCUUCUAUCGACAACCUGAUGCUGCUAGUUUAGACGUUUGGAGCCAAGAAGCGUGGUUAAACGCCGUUCGAGGUCUUUUUAUCACGGGUGAUGGAGCCGAAGAUGAAGGAGGAGUCGAUGAAAAGUACGAAAGUGAAGGAGGCGAUUUUGAGGAUUUGGAGACUGGUGAAAAGGUUGAAGGCGCUGAAAUCGAUCAAUCUGAACCAAAGCCUCGCGAUGAUAAGGACGCUUUAUUAGCAAAGAAAGAAGCAUUGAAACGGAAGUUUGAUCGACAAUAUGAUGAUUCAUCUGAUGAAGAGGCUCAAAAAGAUUUUUAUACUGAACAAAAGGAAGAGAUCGCUAGAAGGAUGGAAGCCACCUUACAAGAAUUUGCGGAUGAUGAUCCUGAGACACGGAUUGCAGUUGAAGGACAUCGACCUGGUGCUUAUGUUAGGAUCGAGAUUUCUGGUGUUCCACCAGAACUAGUGGAAAACUUUGAUCCUCAUUUUCCUUUCCUUUUGGGAGGUUUAUUACCUGGUGAAGACAGUCAAGGAUUUGUACAAGUCAGGUUGAAGAAACAUCGUUGGUACCCGAAAGUGUUGAAGACAAACGAUCCAUUGAUCCUUUCAGCUGGAUGGCGCCGAUUUCAGACUGUUCCCAUUUACUCUCUCGACGAUGGGACUCGAAAUCGUAUGCUAAAAUACACACCCGAACAUUCUCAUUGUUUAGCUACCUUUUAUGGUCCUGUUUCUGCACCCAACACGGGGUUGUGCGCAUUUAGCCGAAUGGGGAACCAAACGAGUAACUUUCGUAUCUCGGCUACUGGGGUGGUAUUGGAUGUAGAUGGUAGUAGCCGAAUUGUUAAAAAACUAAAACUGACAGGAUUGCCUUACAAGAUUUUCAAGAACACGGCUUUUGUAAAAGGAAUGUUUAAUACUUCCUUAGAAGUUGCGAAAUUCGAAGGUGCACAAAUUCGAACUGUUUCUGGUAUCAGAGGACAAAUUAAGAAAGCUCUCGCCAAACCUGAUGGAUGUUAUCGAGCAACUUUUGAAGAUAAAGUUUUGAUGAGCGAUUUGAUCUUCUUAAGGGCAUGGUACAACAUCAAGCCUAGGAUGUUUUAUACUCCUGUUGCAUCGCUUCUUUUACCUAAUAAGACUAGAUGGCAAGGUAUGCGAUUGACAGGAGAAGUUCGACGUGACCAGAAUAUCGCAACACCUGUGGAUGCCAACUCACACUACCGCCCUAUAAUUCGUGAGACGAGACGGUUCAACACUCUUAAAAUACCUAAGAAGUUAUCAGCAUCAUUACCAUUUGCUACAAAGCCAAAAUCACAGAAACCACAGAAGAAACCCACUUAUCUACAAGAAAGAGCAGUUGUACUUCAACCUGAGGAAAAGAAAGCAUUGAAUAUCUUACAACAAGCUCAAGCUGUAUCAAAAGUUAGAGCACUCAAACGUAAAGAAACAAAAGCAGCUAAAAACGCACAUAAGAAAAAAUUGGCUGGAUCUAAUGAUACCGGUAGAUCAGAACGUGAAAAAGAAACCAGAAAAGAGUUUUUCAAACAAGAAAGUAAAAGGAAAGCUGCUGAAGAUUCUGGUGGGGGUAAACAUCGCGGUGGAAAAUCAAGUAAAAGGCAAAAGACAUGAAACUAAGCUUAAUUAUCUAGAAAUCUUUGUGACUUGGUUUAUCUCCCUUAUCUAUCAGUAGAUUAAUGGAUUUGAAAAAACUUACGGAUGCAUAGAUGUAUCCAUAUUAUAUUCACAUGGGCCAAGCUGAUUGACUGAUUGCGC
Molecule: messenger RNA, 3624 nt
Organism: Melampsora larici-populina 98AG31
Lineage: Eukaryota; Fungi; Basidiomycota; Pucciniomycetes; Pucciniales; Melampsoraceae
Exons: 10
Coding region: 25-3480 (1151 amino acids)
Biological process (GO): maturation of SSU-rRNA from tricistronic rRNA transcript (SSU-rRNA, 5.8S rRNA, LSU-rRNA); ribosome biogenesis; endonucleolytic cleavage of tricistronic rRNA transcript (SSU-rRNA, 5.8S rRNA, LSU-rRNA)
Cellular component (GO): 90S preribosome; nucleus
Molecular function (GO): ATP hydrolysis activity; U3 snoRNA binding; GTP binding
Source: RefSeq, a predicted model, not a curated record